AUGACCGAGGUGCUUCAUUUCUCUUCUUCUUCGUCGCCAACCGCUUCUUCCUCUGAUGGCAUUCUAAUUGUCUCCGCCGAGCAAGAACCACCGCCACCCUCGUCUGCGGUGGUGGAGCGGUUAGCUACGGUCACCGACUGUGACGUGCGCGGGGUAACAGACAGGACACAGCAGGAGCUGUCGCUGCUGGCCAUUCUUGUGACCCUUUUUAGGAAAUCGUUGAUUGCUUGCAAGAGUGAAGGGAGAGGGGACAUCUGCGCCAUGGAUAUUGGCUGGCCCACUAACGUGCGCCAUGUUGCGCAUGUCACCUUCGACAGGUUCAAUGGCUUCUUGGGCUUGCCACGUGAGUUCGAACCUGAAGUCUCCACAAGACCUCCCAGUGCUAGUGCAACUGUUUUUGGAGUUUCAACAGAAUCCAUGCAGUUAUCAUAUGAUACGAGAGGGAACAGUGUGCCAACUAUACUUUUAUUAAUGCAAAGGCACUUGUAUGCUCUCAGAGGGUUGCAGGCAGAGGGGAUUUUCAGAAUUAAUGCAGACAAUACUCAUGAGGAGUAUGUUAGGGAUCAAUUAAACAGGGGAUUGGUCCCAGAAGAUGUUGAUAUACAUUGUUUAGCUGGACUAAUUAAGGCUUGGUUUAGGGAACUGCCUACUGGUGUUCUGGAUUCUUUGUCACCAGAGCAUGUAAUGCAAUGCCAAACUGAAGAUGAUUGUGCUGAACUGGUGAGGCAGCUACCUCACACCGAAGCUUCUCUCUUGGACUGGGCCAUCAAUCUAAUGGCAGAUGUUGUCCAAGAGGAACGCCUGAAUAAGAUGAAUGCACGCAACAUCGCCAUGGUUUUUGCACCAAACAUGACUCAUAUGGCAGACCCUUUGACUGCAUUGAUGUAUGCAGUUCAAGUGAUGAACUUCCUGAAGACACUUGUAUUAAGGACACUGCGAGAAAGAAAGGAUUGUGUGGUAGAAUCAUCCCCCGGAUUUUGUUUAGAGCCUUCUGAUGAGAACGGGGACCACAGUCUUUUGGAGGCCUGCCACCAAGACGAUGAUGUUGCCACUGAAAGUGAAGAAUCUGGGGAAACCUUUGUUUUUGAGAAAACUGUAUUAGAAUGUUCCCCUGAAUCUCUCCAAAACAAAUACUCAACCGCAGGAGAAUGUGGCAGUUUGAGAGGCUCUUCUGAGAAUCUGGAUUUUGAGGAGGAACUGUAUUGUGAGUUUCCACCCAAAGGAAACAUUGGAAAGAGUAAGAGUGGACAAUCAAGUAGAUCCAGUGCUAAAAAGGGGUCCAAAAAAACCAGAGGCUUACAUGCAACUGUGGGUGUUGAGAAAAAGGGUAUUAGCAAUCUGAGCCGCAUAGAUUCAAGAUCAGAGAGAAUAGAAGCCUGGCGGUGA
Sphenostylis stenocarpa is the source of this 1386-nucleotide messenger RNA. The record is from the annotation of a GenBank genome assembly. NCBI's taxonomy places the organism in Eukaryota, Viridiplantae, Streptophyta, Magnoliopsida, Fabales, Fabaceae.